AUGUUGGAAAGGGACCAGGAACGGUUGAGGGGUCGUACUGACGCGGCCUCACUUGCUGAAUUCCAGCGCAUUGAGGAACUUUUAAGCAGAACAGAAGCCCAGGAGGAUGCAUAUUGGAGGCAGAGAGCCAAGCAGCACUGGCUCAAGGAGGCUGACACCAAUACGAAAUUUUUUCACAGGUAUGCCUCGCACCGAAAGAAAAAGAAUACUAUAUCUAAGUUAAUGAAUGACAAUGGGGAUUGGUUGGAAGGGGAACUUAUGAGGAAAAAUAUUCUGGAUUAUUUCAAUAAUAUUUUCACCUCUGGGAAUCCGGGGGCAGGGGAGGAGUUUUUUGGGAAAGUAGAGCAGCAGGUAUCACAGGCACAGAAUGACUCCUUAUUACAGCCCUUCACUGUGGAGGAGGUAAAAGAUGCAUUAUUUGCAAUGUAUCCUGAUAAGGCUCCGGGCCCGGAUGGAAUGAAUCCGAGUUUUUAUCAGCAUUUUUGGGAUGUAGUGGGAGGGGAUGUGGCGAGUUUUGUGAUUAAUUGUCUUGAAUCGGGUGAACUUCCGCCUGAUUUAAACAAUACGGAUAUUGUGCUGAUCCCAAAGAAGAAUAAUCCGGAGUUGGUAACAGACCUGCGCCCUAUAGCUCUUAGUAAUGUGGUCUAUAGAAUAAUUGCGAAGAUGAUGUCUAAUAGAAUGAAACCAUUGAUGGAUGGGAUAAUAUCUGAGUCACAGAGUGCUUUUAUUCCGGACAGGUUGAUAACAGAUAACAUUUUGCUAGCCGCAGAGGUAGGCCAUUUUCUGAAUAGAAAACAGUGUGGAUUAGGGGGAUGGGGUGCACUUAAGCUAGAUAUGGCAAAAGCUUAUGACCGGAUGGAGUGGCCCUAUCUUCGUAACAUGAUGACGGUGCUAGGUUUUCAUAAUAACUGGGUGGAUUUGGUCAUGAAAUGUGUAACUACGGUUUCCUACAGUAUCCUGGUGAAUGGCUCUAGGAGUGAUCCAAUUAUACCUACUCGUGGUCUCAGACAGGGAGAUCCGUUAUCCCCAUACUUAUUUAUUAUCUGUGCAGAGGGUCUUUCUCUUAUGUUGCAACAGGCUAACAGGGAGGGACUGAUUCAUGGAUGUAGGGUGGCAAGAGGUGCCCCCCAGGUCUCUCAGUUAUUCUUUGCGGAUGAUAGUCUACUAUUUUUCAAAGCUAAUGAGGAGGAGGCGAAUGGGGUAAAGAAAUGUCUGUCAGAAUAUGAAAGCCUAUCUGGGCAGGUUGUCAACUACCACAAGUCAAAUAUUUGCUAUAGCAAAAAUACAAGGAUUAUUGACAGGGAUAAUGUGGCUCAGGUUUUGGGGGUAGCACAGGCUCCAAAUUUUGGCAAAUAUUUGGGCCUACCUUCUUUCAUGGGAAGGAAUAAGAAGGCAGCUUUUGCCUAUAUUGAGGAUAAAAUACGCCAAAGGAUUGGGUCUUGGAAUAAAAGAUUACUAUCCCAAGCAGUAUGUACGGCAAUUGAGAGGACCAUGAAUAGAUAUUGGUGGGACUCUGGAAUUGAUAGACGGAUACACUGGAAGGCUUGGGAUAAAUUGUGUGUCCCAAAAAAGUAUGGUGGGUUGGGAUUUAAGGAUUUACGUGCAUUUAAUCUGGCAAUGUUGGGGAAGCAGGCAUGGCGAAUGCUCACUAAACCUGACUCUUUAGUGACUCGUGUCUAUAAAGCCCGGUAUUUCCCUACGGGAACAUUUUUUGAUGCACAGGUAGGAAAUAACCCCAGUUUUUGUUGGCGGAGCAUUAUGGCAGCAAAGAGUAUAAUUUGUAGUGGGGUGAGACGAAGAAUAGGAAAUGGGGAAUCUACGUUUAUAUGGACCCACCCCUGGUUGCAAGAUGAACAGGACCCUAUGAUACAAACGGAAAUGCCAGUACAAUUACAAGGGGCCAGAGUAAUGGGGUUAAUUGACCAGCAAACAGGAACAUGGGAUAAUGAUUUUCUAACAGAUUUAUUCCAACCUGAAGAUGUAGGAAGAAUUAUGAGAAUACCUGUCUCCCUGGACUAUAGUGAUACAUGGUAUUGGCAUGGAGACCCAAAAGGUCUAUAUUCUGUGAAGAGUGGAUACAGGCGUAUAGUGGGGGACUAUGAGAGUCAAGGGGGAGAUUUUGUGAAUUGGCUAGCCUUGUGGCGACUCAAAAUACCCCCAAAAUGGAGAAUGUUUCUGUGGAGAGCCAUUUGUGAUAUAUUGCCCACUACUACAAACUUGCUUAUAAAGAGGGUUGAUGUGAGCCCUUAUUGUGCCAUGUGUGGGAUAUCACAAGAAGAUACAAUGCAUGCUUUAGUCUUGUCAUCGAUUCUAUACAACAUUUGGAGAGCACGAAGUCGAGCGGUAUGGGAGGCAUGCCUGCCACGGCCAAACUCGCUACUCCGAGCCGCCGUGACUGCCAAAGAUGCAUGGCUCCUAGCACGCCCCAUCCGUCCGCCAAGAGCACCGCCCGCGCUCGCCACUGCCAUAAGCCACGCUGCCGAGAGUGCUGCCGACGGGGGGACCACUUUGAUUGCCGAACAUUAUGUGCCAAAUUUGAGAAGAUGUCGGGUCGACGCAGGGUAUUUACACGACACGGGGAAGGCCACUGUAGGGGCUGUUUUGUUCGAUGUAAAUGGAGGAUAUAUUGCGGCCUUCAAUGCACCGUUACCAACUUGUGUCUCACCUCUUAUGGCCGAAGCUUUGGCAUGCAAAGAGGCUUUAUCAUGGUUGAAGGAAAGAGGGGAGCAGAAUAUUGAGUUAUACACAGAUUGCUUGACAUUGCAACGCUAUCUUACAACACCAACCGCCGCGUUUCGCUCCUAUGUGGGCUAUGCUAUUGACGGCUGCAGGCAAAUUGCCACUUUAUUUCAGUAUUGUUCAUUUAGAUUUAUUGCUAGAUCAGAUAAUUAUUUAGCUCAUGCAUUAGCUACUUCGGCUUAUCAGCAACUUGCUGCUAUAUCGAAAUGUGGAGACCUUUGA
Messenger RNA from Ipomoea nil (Japanese morning glory), 2961 nucleotides. RefSeq lists its product as uncharacterized. Bases 1 to 2961 code for a protein of 986 amino acids. Gene Ontology annotation, molecular function: nucleic acid binding; RNA-DNA hybrid ribonuclease activity. The record is from RefSeq and is a predicted model, not a curated record. The transcript is spliced from 4 exons. NCBI's taxonomy places the organism in Eukaryota, Viridiplantae, Streptophyta, Magnoliopsida, Solanales, Convolvulaceae.